Syngnathus typhle (broad-nosed pipefish) is the source of this 4976-nucleotide messenger RNA. RefSeq names its product centlein, centrosomal protein (gene cntln). Gene Ontology annotation, biological process: centriole-centriole cohesion; protein localization to organelle. Lineage: Eukaryota; Metazoa; Chordata; Actinopteri; Syngnathiformes; Syngnathidae. Gene Ontology annotation, cellular component: centrosome; centriole. The transcript is spliced from 27 exons. The coding region runs from base 311 to 4045 and encodes 1244 amino acids. The record is from RefSeq and is a predicted model, not a curated record.
GUAGGUGAGCAACAGCGGGCUAGUUUGAAAUGUGGAAGCCAUAAUAAACAAAUAUGACGUGUUUAGGAUGCGGUUGACAACCGUCGUGAAGGUCGAAAAAGACAUUUAGAGCAUGUCUCGUUAUGUGAUUUCUUUGGAGGAUGCUUUUGAGCCAAGACGGAGAUUUUAUCAUCGACAGAGACUUGCGAACGAGUGCGCGACAGCUGCUGGCUAACGCUUAGCAUUAGCUCCCGGUGGCUCUGUUGUAGCGGUAUUGUGAAAAGUGUAAUUAUAUUAAUAUUAGAGGGAAAACGACAUUUCUGGAGCCACAAUGUCGUUUGCAGACGCCUCUUGUAUGUUGGCACUGGAGGAGCAAGUGAGAAGCUUAUCGGAGGAGUUGGUGCAAUGCCAGGCCGAUAAAGACUUUGUGUGGUCCCUGUGGAAACGACUUCAAGUGGAACAUCCCGACUUGACCCAGGCUGUGAGUCUGGUAGUUGAGCGGGAGAAGCACAAAGGUGAGAUGAAGGACAGGAAGGUGCUGGAGAUCCUUCAGGCCAAAGACUUGCAGAUACAGGAGCUGAAGCAGCAAGUGUCCGAAAAGCAGCCAAAGGUGAACAAGCGAUGCCCAUCGAUGGCCGAGGAGGUGGCUUUAAUGAAGAGCGAGCUGGACGCCGUGAGUCAACAGCUGCUCGACAAGAGCGCGCAACUGCAGGAAUUGAAGACGGAGUGUGGGAGGAAAGAGGAGGAGGCGCAGCGGGCGGCGCGUGCACUCGAGGAGGAGAAAGGGGGAUUAGCGUCCCGCUGCGUCGCCCUGCAAGCUGACCUGGAGGAGAAGGAGAGGCGGGCCCAGCACCAGCGUGACCAGAGGGAGGCUGCUCAGGCCAGAGUCAAGGAUCUUGAGGAAGAAGUGCGGAUCGCCCGGCAGGAGGUAUCCACCACGCAGAGCCACAACAGCGCCCUGGCAGCUCGCCUCUCCACCAAAGAACAGGAAGCGGCCACAAAAGACCAUCGGCUUCGCAAACUCGGGUGUGAGUUCAGCGAAGUGCAGAUGUUGUACAAACGGAGCGCAGAGCACGCGGCGGCCCAAAGCCAGCUCAUCAAGCAACUGGAGGGACUCAACGUGGACACGCAGAAGGUGAUGAGGAACCAGGAAGAAGCGCAUACUGCUGACACCAAUUCGUGUCAGAAGCUCUACAGCGAGUUGAGCCAAUGCUACCAGACCCUCAUGUCAAGUGAGGCCAAGCUGCGGAAGAGCCACCAGGAGCUGAGCAGCCAGCUGGCCCACAAGGAGAAGCACAUCUUGCAACUGCAGGCCCAGCUGCAACAACAACAACAGCUCCGACAAACUCAGCGGGCAGAAAUUUCCAUCUCAAGCAACCGACAAACCAACUUGAAGGCACCCGCGUCCGAGCUGACGGUCGCCGCCGCCGCGUCCCCAAAGCUUCGCCGCAAUCAUUCAGAGGAUGAAGUCUCUCCUGUCGGGAGGCGACAGGGCGCAGCUGUACGGCGAUCCCGGUCUCUGUCCCCAGCGGGCAGCGUCGAACUUUAUCACGGAAGAAAAAGAGAAGCGCAACAAAGAAUUCAAGACCUCGAAGACCUGCUGCAGUCAAAGACUGAGGAGAAUGAAGAACUGAGGAGAGCCCACGACAGAAGACGUGAGCGUCUUUUGUUAGUACAGAAGAACUACAAGGCCGUCAGAGACCAGCUAAAAGCGGCAGAGAAAGCAAACGACAUGCCACACGGAAAGAUACCUCGCGCCGAGCCCUGGCAGCUAAGACAAGAGAACAGCGAUGCGGUGUGGAACGAACUUGCCUACUUCAAAAACCUCACCCGUAAACUCACUCUCGAAAAGGUCAGCUUGGAAGAGGAGCUGGACAUGCUUCGUGUCCAGGCUGUGAUGGAUCGGGCCACGAUGAAGGAGUUCCACCUGAGUCUCACUGAAGAACACCAAGAACUGCUUCGCAAAGUGGAAGAGGAGCGCCGGGUCAAAAGCACUUCUCCGGAAAGGCCCUCCGUUUCUUCGAAGCGGUUGGAGCAGUCGUUUGUGAAGAUUGAGCAGCUGGAGCGGAGGAUGAUGUCCCUGGAGGGCGACACGGAGCUUCUGAGGGAAGAGAAACAGCAGCUCCUUGAGGCCAACGAAGACCUGGUCCACGACUGCCGCGGACUCCAAGCCUCGCUGGAUCACCUGCGAACCCAGGAAGCCGUCCGCCUGCAAACCGUACAGGCCCAGAACCAGGCCCAGGCCUCGGCUCAGGAGGAACGACAUCGCGGCGAGGUGGCGGCUCUCCGAUCCCGACUGGCCGACUCUCGGAAAGAGUCCGGCGAGCUCCAUCGGCGGCUCCUGAAGCUGAGGCAGGAGAUUGGCAUUCUCCGGGCGGCCGGGGACUUCAACAGGAAGAGCGCGGCGGGGCCGAGCGGGAUCGCCGGCAACAAGGCUAAGCUGAAAACAAUUCGGCUCCGGGGUUCAUUACGCCAGCGCAGCCACCCGACCGUCGCCGCCAAUCAAGCCAUCAGCUGGCAAGGCCGUAGCCCGAGUCCCUCCAAGGACGAGUGGGAGGACAUGAGCGUAGCGAGCGACAGCGAGGAAUACUCAGACAGCCUCAACGGCGCGCCCUCGGGGACCAGGCCUCGCGCACAGCACAAGAGGAAGUUCGACAGGUGGCAGACAAACGCGGGCCAGACAGCGCCGCCGCCGCCGGCGGAUUCCGGCGGGAAGCAUCCAGGCGAUAAACAGCACGAGGGUUUCGAACGUGGCGAGAAGAGACGGAAGUGGCUGCUAAUAAAGACCCGUCACGGCGCCGCGACCGCCUUGCAGCACCGCGUCGAAUCCCUACAGCGGCACGUGGAGGUAUUGCGACGUGCCAGGAAGGAUGCCGCGCUAUCAGCCCGAGAGCAGCGAAGCGCCAACAACAAGAUGGCGGCGCAGCUCAACUCCCUCGCCGACAAGCUGGCCAGCAGCAAGCAGCUCACGCAGAAGCUGACAUCUGAUUUGGUGGGUCUGGAGCAGCAGAAGAAGGUUGUGGAGAUGGAGCUGGAGCAGUGGAGGCAAAGCACUUUCCCCCGUCGCACAGCUGAAUGCUCCUGCCAGGCCUUGGAGGCGGAGGUCAAACAACUGCAAGCCAAAGUCAAGAGUACAAGUGCGGAGGUCACGAGGCAGGUGGCCGCUAACAAAGCCCUGCGAGGCCAAGCGCAGGAGAAGGAGGACAAAGUCCGCCAGCUGCAGGACAAAGCGAGCCACGCCGAACGGGACGUGACCAUGAAGAGGCAGCUGGUGGAGGACCAGAGGACGAGGCUCAAGUUUUUGCAGGAGAUGGAGAAAAGUUACCGUGGCCAGGUGGAGGAGCUGGAGAAGAAGGUCAAAUGUUUAUCAGAAGAAGCUUCCAACAGAAAGGCCUUCAUCGAAUCUCUCAAACGGAGACUGAGCGUCGCAACCGAAGAGAAAAGCCAACAUGAGGACUCCUGCGCCAAACUGAAGGGUGACUUGGAAAAAAAGGAGCAGCGCAUCCAAGCCCUGCAGGCUCGCGUGGGAGCCGGCGAGCAGGCCUUGGCCGUUCUGGAGCGGAGCGCCGCCGAGCAAACGGAGCAGCUGACCCGGCAGCGCUCCCAAGCGUUGGACGAGCUUCAGAGGCAGCUCGGCCAGGCCUCCUCCCAGCUGGAGCAGCUCCGAUCUUUCAUCAAGGCGCUGGCCGGCGAAACGCUCCUCGACGUGCACGAGGUCAAACGGCAGCUGAUGAAGAGGAGGAGGAGGGCGGCCGGCGUUGUUGCGGCCAAAGGCGGCCCAUCAGCCAAAUCCAUGAUCAAAGCCAAAUCCGUCGCCGCCUCCAUCCUCAAUAUGUCCGAGAACGAUCUGGCCGACAUCAUGGACUCGGAGCAGGGGACAGAGAGCCUUUCAGAGGAUUCCAAAGAUCAGGCAUGGCUGGACAAUGUCAACCACAUCCUCCAGCAAAAGAUCCCUUCUGCCGUCCAGCUAAUGGAGGCUUUGCGUGUGAAGAUGAAGGAGAGGAAAGUGCUGACAGAAGAGCUGGCCGCGCUGGCGGCAGCAGCCGCAGUCAGCGAAAAAGCCUGACUCCCCGGGCUGAGGCUGGGAAAACUGUCAUCCUCUUCUUUUUCGACCUCCCCUCCACCCUCAACCCCCGCCCGCCCGCCUCGGUGGGAACUCGACCGGGCUGAGCCUCAGACCCGCAGCGGGCCGAGCUUUUUGUAAUGAGCCCCUCAACAUCUGUGUUCCAGAAGCGCCUUUUAGCCCCAAACUCCUCAAGAAGGAGCAAAUGCUGAUUUUUUAAAAUCUUUUCUUUUUUUUAAUUGGCACUUUAUGGACUUUGACCCGGCAAAUGCCAAAUCGACACUUUGAAGAAAAGUAAAAUGGUCGUGGGGGGGAUUUAAGUCAUUUUGUUGACCAAGAAUUAUCUCCUUAAAUAAUGGAUUUUUUUUAAUGGUUUGUAUUUCAAAAAAAAAAAAAAAAAAAAAGGAAAUCUGUUGUCUUCUAUUUGUGAAAAUCUGUCUGUGAGCAAUUUGGCUGCACUGUUACAAAAAAAGUGGACCCAAUUUACAUAAUAAGCACCCCUUCCAAAUUUCUCAGCCCAUGACUUUUUCAGCUAGGCCGGGUGACUAUCCAGUGCCACUUUCAAGUUGCUCCAUCACACUCUCUCUGCUGGUGAUUGACAGCCACCUGGUGGGCGGCGGCCCCUCGCUGUUGACAUCACAAACAAGUGCAUCGCGGCUCUCCGCUGUCCUUGAGCCGGCCGACGUCCUCCACUGGAGACCCCACACACACACACACUUCUCUUUUCAAAUCACCUCCUCUCCUUUUCAUUUGCCUCUCUCGCUCUCUCCAUGUUAUGUAUAAUUAACCGUGCAAAGAAUCCUCCGUUGAAGAAUUAAAAAAAAAAAUAUCCACUUUUUAAUCCCCUCACCGCUGCCACCACCCUCCUCCCUUCUCUAGCAUAUGCUAAUGAUGUCGUUUUCCUUUAUCUUUUUAUAAUAAAGGAUUAGACCAG